CCUUAUAUCCUGUACGUCGAUUUCCUAUAUUCUAUUUAUUCUCUUUAUUUUAGAUAGGUAUUCCUGCUCUGAUUUCCUCUCUCCUAAGAUUGUUCUUUUUUCCAGUAUUCAAUUUUACUUCUGCGCAUGUGUCAUCAUGUAUGAGAGAGAAAGAGAGAGAGAGAUCCUAGAAUAGAGGAGAAAUCGACUGUAUAAUUAAAUAUAUAAAAAUUGUUUUUUUCUGUCCCACUCAUCUUAUAGCAAUAAUUUUAUGUAUUGCCAGUAAUGUAUCUUUUGUUAGUAUUAUUUGUACCAUUAUUUGAGACUGUAUAUCCUUUAACUUUGUUGAUAUUAGAGCGCGACAUUUGAUCGUCGUAGUGUCACUUCCGGGAAGAAGAGGGACCGGUACAAAAGCAACGUAACGGAGCGUAACCCGUAACGUCUGGUAACAUCGGGUCGAAGAUGACAGCGGUGGCUAUGCCCCCCGCAAUGUCCCACAAUAAUAAUGGGAUAAUACAAGUAGUGAACGAAAGUAAUUUAAGUAAGAUAGAGAGCUUCCUCAACGACACGGCUUACAGAGAAGCCAUUGAAAACUCCUCUAAUUAUAAUAGCCGAUUAUGCCGAGAACGACGUCUUCGCAUGCCCUUCCUCGACUCGCAAACAGGUGUGGCACAGAAUCAUUCUGCGCUUUUUAUGUCCUCGAGAGAAAGAUUACCAGGUUUGUUACAUGGUCAAAUUUACACCUAUCCAAGCAAAAGAUGGCGAAAGAAACGACGGCAAUACUUGAUGCAUUAUUUGCAUCCAAAACGAGGACCAAGAGGUGAUACGGAGGAUGGAAUAGAAGGUGUCGAAGCUGUUACGCACAUAAAUGAUGAUAGCAAAGAUUCAGUAGUGCUUAAAGAUGAACACAGUAAAGACGCUUGGUAUUAUGACGAACAAGAUAUGUUAGACAUGGAUGCCUAUGACGAACCUGAUCCUGAAAGUGAUUACGAUUAUGAAGAGAGUUAUAGUAGUAAAAGAAAACGCAGGAAAACUCGUGGUGGUGGCCACCAUCCUGCUCGUAGUCAUCCACCUUCGACAGAUAGUCCAGGCGGUAAACGAACAAAGGGUGGGGGCCGCGGACGCAAAAAAGCCAACUACGACUCUGUUGACACUGAUAAACCAUUCGUUUGUGACCUAUGCAGCGCACGGUAUAAGACCAGACCUGGUCUGGUCUACCAUUACGGUCAUUCCCACUCUACUUCCUCCGGUGAUCCUGCUAAGGAACUAAGUCCCAGUCCUGCCGAAGUUGAACCUAGGAGCGUUGCAGACACCGCUGCUUCGAACCAGCCAGAGAACGAGAGGGAUGAGAUCUUAUCGAAUUAUCUAAGUGGUACGCGUCGGGGUCGUCAGAACACUACUUCCUCGAGUACCUCGAGUCCCUCCCCGGCGGCUCCAGCCGUCGCAUCCGCUACGGGAGCGACGUCGCAACCAUCGCAACAGUCGCAACAGCAGCUGCAGCCGGCAUCCGCGCAGACGCCCGUCGCUCCAGCGUCGCCCACCGUCUCGGUGACCAAGGAAGAUCAUCUACCUGCCGCGUCCUCGCCCGGCGGCACCGCCGUCCCGUCGCUCUCCUCAGCGGAGACUGCGACGGGAGGGUCACCCACCCCUGGAGGAGGAGGAGGUGGUGGAGGAGGACCGACCAUGGAGAAGAAGGCCGGCGGCAAGUCAUCCGCGGCGCAACCGUCCCCGUAUUGCGACUUCUGCCUGGGUGACGCGCGCGAGAACAAGAAGACGGGCGGAUCCGAGGAGUUGGUGUCGUGCAGCGACUGUGGCCGCUCAGGUAAGCCAGAGGAAAAGAUCAAGCGCAAGUAUACCAGGAGAGCGAAUCACAAUUAAACUCGAUCGGGCACGACGACGACUACGGUGACGAGAGACGACGACGACGACGACGACGAUGACGAUGAUGAGGAUAAAUGAUGGUGAUGAUGAUAAUAUACAUAUAUAUUCUGAAUCGAGAGACGGUAAGAUUCGUUCCGUGUCUAUACGGACGGUACUAUUUUCUACAUCUCUUUGCGAGCCUAUCGCGCACUGCGUCCUGUGAAUAUAUAGCCAGAUACAACUCAAAAACAAAAUCAGGAGAUCAGUAUAUACACGUCGCAAUACCUCGAGUAUGCUUCCGCGCGACUGAGAUGUGAGUAGCAGCUUAUUUAUGAAACGCGGGAUAUGUGACUUAGUGAUGAUUUAGCGAUACGAGAUGGUUUAAUGUCGGCAAUAUCUGAUACGCCGAUAUCGGCAUAUAGCGUUAUUGGGUAUAUAUAUAUAUACGUGUUCACGCUAUAAUUGUUUAUACUUCCAUGUUUCAGCUGUUAACAUCGUGAAAGAUAUUGAGUAACUUGUUAAUUUUACGACACAAGCAAGCGUACGUGCUCUUCCUUACGCAAAGAGAGGAUCGCUGUUUCCUCCCCCUCCCUAUUCGUAUAUUCCAAACGUAUCUAUAAUUGUUAAACGCGCAAUAUCGAGAUGUUUAGAAUUAUCUGUUACAUUUGUAAUAAUUUGAGGAUUCUGCCUUUCUUUUCGUUGAUGCGCAUCACGUGUACGCGUGUAGCCGUUAAAAAAAAAAAAAAUAUCG
Formica exsecta is the source of this 2590-nucleotide messenger RNA. RefSeq names its product zinc finger protein ubi-d4 A-like (gene d4). Lineage: Eukaryota; Metazoa; Arthropoda; Insecta; Hymenoptera; Formicidae. The record is from RefSeq and is a predicted model, not a curated record. The transcript has 8 exons. The coding region runs from base 442 to 1857 and encodes 471 amino acids. Gene Ontology annotation, cellular component: nucleus.